This is a messenger RNA of Castor canadensis (American beaver), 2199 nucleotides long. NCBI's taxonomy places the organism in Eukaryota, Metazoa, Chordata, Mammalia, Rodentia, Castoridae. The record is from RefSeq and is a predicted model, not a curated record.
GCUUUUCUAAGGAAGGCCUUGAGGGCCAGCUCCAUCGCCACAUGGGCGUCCUCAGGGCACUGUGCCAAGAGCUCACCUGGCAGAAGGCUCAGCAGGAGGUGGGGCGAGCGUUGGCUGAUUGCGAGCAGAGGAUCGCUGUGCUCCUGAGAAGCGCUUCCGACGUGCACAGGAUGCUGCAGUCCAUGGCGGGAAAAGCACCGAAAGCCGGGGGGAGUGUGCCCACAGCUGACAAUGGCGGCAGGGACUCUCACAGUGACGUGCCCCCUGGGACAGCAGAUAAUCAGCCAUCCACUGAAAAGGCUGUGGAACCCAUUAAGAAUUCUAGCGUGACAUCAGAGUUAAAGACUCAAGAAGAAGAAAGUGUUACCGAGAAUCAUGAGAGAGGUCACAGUACAUCUACAAGUAGCUUACAAGAGAGCUAUGAUACACAAAAAGAGAUUCUUGAGGUACAUCUACAAAACACCAAGUUCAGGAUUACUUCUGAUUUCUCCACUGACAAAGAAAGGAGCAGUGCUUGUCUGCAGGAGAAACUGACAGAGCUCCAGGUCUUAAAAGAUGAAACCGAUGCUUACUGGAAAGAGUUUGAAAUCACCUCACUGAGGUUAGAGAAUCUAGCAAGUGACACAGAGAAGCCUGCAAUAGUGAAGGCGAGGGACAGACUAAAGGGAGAAGAAAGUGAGCUCCAGAAGCCUCUUACUACCAGAAUUGAGUCUUUAGAGCUGGCACUGCAGGUCGUGCUACCCAUAGAGAAGGAGACUGUCCUUGUGUGUGGCUCGGACCUGCCCCUCUGUGCAGUGGCUGUCCAGGAAUUUCGACUUACUAAUGCUGGUGGGAUUUAUCAAAACCUGGGGGCUCUCCAAGAUUCCAUAGCAAAACAGAUCACCCUAUGUACCAACUUCGAGGAGCCAGGCAGCUUGGGAUUAAAGGGAUUGCACCCAUUUGAUCUACACGCAACACAGGAUAUUCUACUGAAAUGCAAAACACAGCUUGAAAUGGUGAGCUGCAGGGCCCGGAUGCAAGACGAGGCCCUGCGGGCUCUUGAAGGCUUUCUGGCCUCUCUAAGGACAGCUGAACAAUCCGAGGGGCUCGGUACCGACCUCCCCACCUCAGGGGCCCAGGUGGCACCAGAAAAUACUAACUCAGCAAAAGAUGUUCAAGGAGAAAUUCACCUGAUGAAGGACAGGGCCAGACAUUUGGACAAACACUUGCAGAAGCUGGACAUCAGCCUUGAAGAUGCUGAACAAGGGGAGGUCACCUCCUGUGAGAAACUUCUUGAAACCUUGUCAGCAAGGUUAUUAGAGACACAUGGCCACAGAGGACAGGAGGAAGACACUGGAGAAAGCAAAUUAUUAGAGGCCUGUACUUCCAAAAAUAAUGAGCUAUUUAAAAAUAUUCAAGAUGUGCAGAAUCAGAUCAGUAAAAUUGGCCUAAAGGAUGCUACUGCUCCAGCUGUGAAACAGCGGAAAAAGUCAUUACUCAGACUAGAGAAAGAUCUAGAAGAAUAUGAGGAAGAGAAGAACCACUUACAAGAAAUGGCCAGUUCUUUACCACAAUUCAAAGAUGGCCGAGAAAAAACCCUGAACCAACAGUGCCAAGAUACAGUGGUCUUGUGGGAGACAGUGAAAGCUUCUGUCACCGAAUGUCUUGAACAGUGUGGAAGAGUUUUGGAGCUCCUAAGACAAUACCAGAAUUUUAAAGGUGUCUUGACCACUUUGAUUCAAAAAGAAGAGAAUGUCUUCUCCACGCAGGCUUCAUACAUGGGGAAGGAGAACCUGAAGAAAAGGAUAGCAGAGAUUGAAACUGUCAAAGAAGAAUUUGCUGAACAUUUAGAAGUGGUAGACAAGAUAAACCAGAUCUGUAAAAAUCUACAAUUUCACCUGAAUAAAAUGAAAACCUUUGAAGAGCCCCCUUUUGAAAAAGAGGCCAAUGUUAUUGUGGACAGAUGGCUUGAUAUAAAUGAGAAGACAGAAGACUACUAUGAAAAUCUUGGUCGAGCUCUGGCUUUGUGGGACAAACUUUUUAACUUGAAAAACAUCAUUGAUGAAUGGACUGAAAAGACCCUGCAAAAAAUGGAAUCCCAUGAACUGACUGAAGAUGACAGAGAAAGACUGAAGGUGAGUCCACAGAGAUAAAGUAGACGCUCUGCUUGUCCACACCUGACACUGCAAUAUUGCGUUUGCUUUCUUGGAGCAGGAUAGA